AUGUUCCAACGGACUCUCCUCAGACAAGCUCAGGCCGCCCGCUCGGUCCUGUCCGCUUCUUCCUCCACAUCCGCGCCAUUGGCUCUCCGCCGGACAUCACCGUUCCAAACACGUCUGCCCGCCGCUGUGCGGCCAUUCGCUCCUCAACCCUUCUCCCGUUCCUACUCCACCGAAAACAAGGAGGCCGAAGCUACCGCUACCGAAGAUGUAGAGGCCGAGGAUCCCGUCAAGAAGCAGCUUGAGGCUAAGGAGAAGGAGAUUGUUGAAUUGAAGGAUAAAUACUUGCGCUCCGUCGCCGAAUUCCGUAACCUUCAGGAACGUACCAAGCGCGAUAUGGAUGGUGCCCGCAAUUUCGCAAUCCAGCGCUUCGCCAAGGAUCUCUUGGAUAGCAUUGACAACUUGGACCGCGCCAUGCUGGCUGUGCCCGCGGACCAGCUCAGUGCUGCUCAGACUGCAGAGAACAAGGCUUUGCAUGAUCUUGUCGCCGGUCUCAAGAUGACCGAGAACAUCCUCAUGAACACCCUCCAGAAGCACGGUCUUGAGCGCUUCGACCCCGCCGAGCAGGUUGAGGGCAAGGCCCAGAAGUUCGACCCUAACCUGCACGAGGCUACUUUCAUGGCUCCUUCCAAGGACCAUGAGGACGGUGACGUUAUGUACACUCAGAGCAAGGGCUUCCGCCUGAACGGACGGGUUCUUCGGGCCGCCAAGGUUGGUGUUGUCAAGAACGCCUAA
Messenger RNA from Penicillium odoratum, 732 nucleotides. RefSeq names its product mitochondrial nucleotide exchange factor MGE1 (gene grpE). The record is from RefSeq and is a predicted model, not a curated record. Gene Ontology annotation, cellular component: PAM complex, Tim23 associated import motor. Gene Ontology annotation, molecular function: adenyl-nucleotide exchange factor activity; protein homodimerization activity; protein-folding chaperone binding. Bases 1 to 732 code for a protein of 243 amino acids. NCBI's taxonomy places the organism in Eukaryota, Fungi, Ascomycota, Eurotiomycetes, Eurotiales, Aspergillaceae. Gene Ontology annotation, biological process: protein import into mitochondrial matrix; protein folding. The transcript is spliced from 3 exons.